AUGGCGGCCGAAGCGAGAAGAGAAGCGAGACRCAAAAGAAUCUUGGAAAAUUCCGGUGAACGACUUCAAAAAAUCAUAGACAGUCAAAAUUUGUCUCCUAARACAAAUGACGAAUGUAUUGAUCGUCCAACUUUGGAAUUUCAAACGAACGAUUUCUCUGAAACCAGCGAAAACAUCUCGAAGAAAGAAUUGACUUUGACAGAUUCAAAAGUUGAAGGACACUUUUCAUCUUCAGUUCCGACUUUGGAUGAAGAAACGAGRAAAGAAAACGAAAACCAUUUAGAUAAAUUAACGAAGGACGAGACUAGUGGAACGACAGAGGUUAAAGAAAGAUGGAAUGGAAGUUGGAUUCGUUUUUGUUUGAAUGUAUUGCUUGGCGUCUUUCUUGUCGUUGUUUCAAAACGUCAAGACAACGGAAUCCUUCAGUAUUUCUUCGGACCAUGGAUUGCGCUACAGAUAUUCAUGUUUUCUGUUCCACUGUUAAGACAGGAAAUUUCAUCGUAUUGGCUUUCACUGUUUAAGGUCGCCCUACAGCUGUCUGGAAUUCCUGCYAAUUACACAAGUGUUUUCAAUACUUUCUAUAUAUUUGUUGUUCAUUUGCUGUUAGAUUUGCCAUUUUUUAUUUUCACCACAGUAAUGACAAUGCACAUUUCAGUACUUAUAUCUGGUCUGGAAUCGUUUUGAAAAAUUGCAAAGUAUUCAUUGAAUCAAUGUUCUGUUAAUUCGAUAUGGGGUAGAGAGUACACAUGCAACUAAUUUAUAUGGGAUUUUUUCAACAAAAAAAAUAUAUAUAUAUAUAUUGGCAAGAGUAAAAGUUUGUUACUGUAAGCGUUGUGAACGUUUUUGACAAGUGUCAUCUUCAGAAAUUUAAGAACAAUAAGAAAUAUAUACUAAGCAAUUCCCAAAGUGAAAAGAUAUGCACCGAAUCGCUAAAACUUUGACAUUUAGCGAUAUAUAUACAUAUAUAUGUAUUCCCUUUUUC
Messenger RNA from Actinia tenebrosa (Australian red waratah sea anemone), 982 nucleotides. RefSeq lists its product as uncharacterized. The record is from RefSeq and is a predicted model, not a curated record. NCBI's taxonomy places the organism in Eukaryota, Metazoa, Cnidaria, Anthozoa, Actiniaria, Actiniidae.